AUGACUAAAAAAAGUCCAAGUUAUCAAUUAGGAGCAGCUUUAUUAGAAAGUAGCGGAGCUUGCGAUGAAGAGUCUUUGAUGAAGGUAGUUUUAACCAAAUGUGGUCAUGCUGAAAAGUGCAUAUCGGAAGAAAGUGCAGAGCAUGAUUCCAGGGUAGAGCAACAUGUGAUAUCUCCUCUUCAAAAUGUCAUUGAAGUGGAUUUCCCAAACAUUGUUAAACAAAAAAGAAAUGUAACCAAAGUGUGCCUCGAUAUGGAUUCUGCCAAAACUAGAUAUCUUCAAGCACAAAAACACAAUUCCCAUACUUCAGGUGCAGCAAAAGUAGAAUUAAUAAAAGAUGAAUUAAAGGACUCUGAGCAAAAAGUGGAACAAAGUAGGGAUGUAUUAGCUUGUGAAAUGUUUCAUUUGGCUGCCAGAGAAUCAGAAUUAUGUUACACAGUUUUGCAAUAUUAUAAAUUUCAAAAACGAUAUCAUGAAUAUGCAUUAGGAAUUUUAGAUAAACUUAUACCAGAGUUGGAAAGUGAUAUAUGUUCUAGUAAAACUAAACCUGUAUAUGGUGUAGAUCUAGAAGAGCAUUUACAAGUUACUGGUAGAAAAAUUGCAUUUCCUAUAGAAUUAUGUGUUUGUGCUUUGUUAGAAUUAGGAAUGGAAGAAGAAGGACUAUUUAGACUUGCUGGAGGUGCUUCAAAGUUAAAGAGAAUGAAACUUAGUUUUGAUGCCGGUUGCAUGACUUUGGCUACGGCUUUGACUUACAGAGAUCCACAUGUGAUAGCUGGUGCUCUUAAAAGUUAUUUAAGAGAAUUACCAGAACCUUUAUUAACCCAUUCCUUAUAUGAUGAAUGGUUAAAUGCUGCAAAAGCACAGACCCAUCCAGAUAAUAAAUUACAAGCGUUAUGGACAGUAGUUCAUAAAUUACCAAAACCGAACUUUGAUAAUUUGAGUUAUUUAAUAAAAUUUUUUCACAUUCUUUCAAAAAACCAUGAAAUAAAUAAAAUGAGUCCUCACAAUAUAGCUAUUGUAAUUGCUCCAAGUUUGAUUUGGACCAAAGAUGAAAAUGGAUUUGGUUUAAAUGUAAACGUUUCUCUCUAUCCUUCUAUUAUCGAUUUAUUGGUUACAUAUGCUGAUUGGUUUUUUGACAAAGAAAUGGAUUUUUAUUUGACAUUGGAACCGAUAAUGAAUGGAGAAGUCGAAGAAAAAUCUUCGGAAAAAGGUAUUGAUAACAAAGGUUUUGAUUUGAAAUUAGCUGAUAAAAUGAAUAAAAGCGCAAUAGAAAAAAAUUCAGGGCAAAAUCAUCCAGGUGGUGAUUACGAUUCUAAUACAUCAGAAAUGAGCAGAAGUCAGAGUACGACAUGUUUGUCCGAAGAAACUCAAGCUUAUGAAAGUCCCAAGCCAAUUACCAGAAGGAAAAAUAAAUCAAUAGCUCCAGGACCCCCCAUUUGUAAGGAUGAAAAGAGGAAAGAUGGUCAACUGGGAAAAGACAAUGUUAAGACUAAAGAAAUCCAUGUGUUUAAUGAUAAACCGGAUAAACCGCCUAGACCGACCGUAGUUUCGAAUUCAACUCUACCGAGACCAUCUAAAAGCAAUCGUGAAAACAAAAUAAACGAAAAUAAUGAAGAAAUAAUGAAAAAACAACCCGUCGACGAUAUUGUUCUAUCUAAAAAAUUAGACGAAAGCAAUGAAAAAGCUUUCAAAAUGAAUCGCACGAGCAUGGAUCCUAAUAAUUUUAGAAAUAAUUACGAGAACAUAUUGCUUUCGUCGAAUGAAAAUUUAAAUACCGGUAGCACUGAUGAUAAUAGAACGUUACAAAAAAAUUAUUCGGUUAUAAAUAAGCAACAACAAAUAUCCGUUAUAGAAGUUGGAAGUAGUAAUAAAAAUAAUUCCAAUAAUAAAGUUUCCGAUAAUAAUACGUCUGGUGUCGUCGAUGACGAUGCCGAUUUAAUUCCAAGUGGUAGAACGACAUCAAUGGAGAAAACCGUAAACGAUAAUAAAACAUUUGAGAGUGAAGUUGAUAAAGAUGCUGAUGCUGAUGAUGAUGAUGAUAAGGAUGUUGUUGUUGUGCAAGAAAGAAAGACUGCGGCGGUGACGUCAAAUAGGCCUUUGUCACUACCAGGUUCCGAAAAGCCAGAAAGACCGCCAAAACCAGACUAUAAAUUUUCUUCACCGCCUUCUAGUCAUACUCGAACUUUUUCCGACGGUCAAAUAAUCGACAUGAAACCCAGUGAUAAUACGAGUAAUAAUAAUAAUAAUAAUAACGGAAACGUAAACAUUAGUACCAACAUGAGCAGCGGGAAUAGUCAUUGCAUAAAACAGUUCACGAGUAGUACCAACACAACAUCCGAAACUCCUUCUCCUACUCCUCCAUUAUCGAUGUCGUCUUCACCUCCCGUGUCUUCCAUUUUUAUAAAACAUCCACAGACUUCACCGCCUCCUCCUCCGGUUCCCGCGAAACCCAGAGCAAAUUCUCAAAGCGAAAGCACAGAUUUUUAA
This is a messenger RNA of Pediculus humanus corporis (human body louse), 2487 nucleotides long. RefSeq lists its product as uncharacterized. Gene Ontology annotation, biological process: signal transduction; regulation of Rac protein signal transduction; regulation of actin cytoskeleton organization. Gene Ontology annotation, molecular function: protein binding; GTPase activator activity. The record is from RefSeq and is a predicted model, not a curated record. Bases 1 to 2487 code for a protein of 828 amino acids. The transcript is spliced from 9 exons. NCBI's taxonomy places the organism in Eukaryota, Metazoa, Arthropoda, Insecta, Psocodea, Pediculidae. Gene Ontology annotation, cellular component: cytoplasm; intracellular anatomical structure.